AUGACCUCCACACGCCCUAUCGCCCUCACAACCACUUUCACUCCCCCGCCAGCAUGUACUACCAACACAUGGUUUAUUGAAUAUGUUUCCGGCACCAAUUAUUACACCGAAAUCAUAACCGGGUCCGAUACCAGCUGGUGGCUAAGCUUGGGGCCUACUGAGACAGGCACUUGCUAUCCUUCCGGCUACCAGGCCAGCACAGAAACCUACUUUUCGCCGGGGAUAUGUCCUGAGGGAUACUGGACCGCAGCCCAGACCGUUGUGACAGACGAUGGUGACUCUGAGACGCGAGGAACUUGUUGUCCCAAUAACUAUGUUGCCCAAACCGAGACAAAUUUAGCCUGGUACACACAUAAUGCAUGCACCUCCUAUAAUCCAAAUCCCAGUCAAAAGUGGACCUUCACCAAAGCCGAGACGAUAUCAAGCACAACGAGGGCCGACGGAAUCAACGCGCAGGGGAUUUCAAUCCGUUGGAAGGCGACAGACUUUCCUGACAAAACCACCACUUCCGAUAUAUCCACUGUAUCUACAACUAGCGUAGUAUUUACUGCCCCGACGGCGACGAACGAAGUAACACAAACCACUGGCAGUGGGAAGGGUCUUUCUACGGGUGCGAAAGCCGGGAUUGUCGUCGGUGCAGCAACUUGUGUCCUCUCAUUGAUUGCUGUUGCCAUUUUGCUUUGUAUAAGGCGGCGCCAAAACCAGAGAACAGGGCGGCAAAAUGAAAAGGUUCAGGGAAAUGGAGGGAUAUCAUACGAGAUGUCUACGAAUGCACAGAAACCAGCUGAGCUGGGUUCCCGAUAUGUGUCACUUGCAGAGCUGCAGUCUGAUCAGAAGCAUCGAGCUGAGCUUGAGACUCCUGGGAUGUACGGAAUAGCAGAGCUUGACACGGGCCAGUAUCCAAGACGGAGUCCAAUUUUGGAUUUCAAGUGA
This is a messenger RNA of Penicillium malachiteum, 933 nucleotides long. RefSeq lists its product as uncharacterized. The record is from RefSeq and is a predicted model, not a curated record. NCBI's taxonomy places the organism in Eukaryota, Fungi, Ascomycota, Eurotiomycetes, Eurotiales, Aspergillaceae. The transcript has 2 exons. Bases 1 to 933 code for a protein of 310 amino acids.